CUGCGACGUCACCACUUGCCUCGCGUCAUAACAUCUUCACUUUCUAUCGCUGUCGCGUCUUUCACGCGCUGCUUCAGAUGAGCUUUGAAGCCUCUACUUUUUCGCAUCUUCUCGUCGCUCUGCCUCGUCGUUGCCCAUCAUGCAGUCAAUGAGUGGCAUGUUUAGGCUUCCAUGGGCGACUGAGCCUCAGCCACAUGAACUUUGCGAAAAGAUACAGCUUUCAAAGCCGCGCCAGUUUCCUAUCCCGACUGCAAACUUCAAGCGCAAACGGACUGAUAGUGUAGACCUGCUCGACUCGGUAGCCGUACAGAAGAGAGCCAAAGUCACACCACGUGAGGUGCUGCCUACCACUGCCACCCCUACUACCUCUGUGACAGAUCCUGUUCCAGCAUCGCAGGUGCUGCCUGGUCCUGUUGCCGAGCAGAAGAAGGAUCUUCCUCUUCAACACGGAAACGUGAACCCGCGCCCUACACCUUCUCCAGAUGCCGGCAAGGAAACUGCCGUUGACUCGGUUGCGCGCGCGCCAUCUUCACUUCCGCCCGUUGCUGAAAACACUCAUGUUGUUCAACCAUCCGACACAGCAGACAUGGAAGCUUGUCUCACUCCGCUGCAAGUAUCUAUCGAAACUCAAUUUAACCUUGAAAUCUUAUUCAAGCAUCAAGAACUACGCUUGAUCGAUCAGGAGUUGGCCAAGGCCCAAAUCGCACUAGAGCAGCUGCGUAGAUGUCACAUCAUACCCUUUCCCGGCUCCGAUGGCAUGUCUGAAAAUGUCACCAUCGGCGCCGGUCAGGCUCUACGACCGGCACCUGGUCACUCACAGCCUGCUCACCCGGCAGCAUGGGGUGUCACUGACGGCCCCUACACAAGGCAUUAUGCAAAGUGGCUCAUACCAGAUCCAAAGUUCGACUCUGUCCCUCUUUCCUCUCUAUCUAAUGGUUGGGAAGGCCGAAAAGCGACGCGCGCACACUUCGAUCCUCUAAACGGAUCAAAGUCUCGCACGUCGCGCAACAGUACCUUUGGCUUGAACCUCCCUUCAAUCGGCGGCGAACCGGCUAAAGAUGUGCCCAAGGUCGAUCCGCUGCUACACAAGCGGUCCAGUGACGGGAAAUGGGUACGACUUUUCUGCAAUGACUGCGGUCACAGCAACUUUUCCAACACACAGGGAUUUCUCAAUCAUUGCCGUAUCAAACAUCAGCUAGUGUUCAAAAGUCACGAUGCCGCCGCUUGUCAGUUAGGUCGACCUGUCGACGACCAAGAAGCCGGCGCAGCACAACCAACCCCCACAGCAGUUCAAUCAACGCCUCUGCCCACUCCAACCAAUGCCACUACUGCUACUCCGAUCACAGCAUACUCGUCUGCUCCAAGGCCUUUCGUUCAUUCGCUUAUAACCAAGACUCCUGCGCAAAUCAUCACUAAGUCUCUGCCACCACGGCGACUGACUGAAGCGUCGCCAGUCGAAUUACCACGCGCCGAUACUGCAGGGAAGGUCAAUGCUCUCAUGACUCCCACCCUUACUCCUGGUGUCAAAAGGAAUGACUACUUUUCGACGCCUGUUUUGGCGAGUCCUGUGAACAAGCUAAGCGAUGGCUCCUCAUUUAUCCCAUCACCCCAAACGCCAUUCCUCAACACUCUGUUCGAGAAGCGUGGUGUUUCUGGAAAUCUGAGGGACGCCGUAGCGGCUGCAAAGACAAAAGUGGAUCUUUCUGCCAUCGAGAUGCCAAGUGAUGACGAACUCGGUUCAGCUCCCCACAGCCCAAACCACAAAACAUCCGAGAGUCAACCAAUGGCACGUCUGCCCUCUCGUGGCGGUAUGGGCCCACUUUCGCAACGUCAAACGAGCAAGAAGGCGCAUUCAUCCGAGUCGACCCGACCAGCUCAUCGCGCUCCAACGGCUCUGAACUUGAACGCGACUCCCUCGCUUGAAAAUAGCAAUAGUCGUCCGGUUUCACAGUCGCCAGUCGGGCUAAGUCCACAUACUCUUGAAUCUAAUCCCGGUCUAGUCAGCGAUGACGAUGAUGAGGACGAUGAAGAUGACAAUUGUUCCGUCUCUCAGAUUGAUCGCGACGUCGACAUGAUGCAAGCUCAUCAUCCCGUCGUUGUGGACGACGGCAGUGACGCAGAAUGCGAGCGCAGAAAGGGUAUUCAAGGAUUCAAGAAAGCUGGUCCCUCUCAAAAACAAUAAGCACCUUGAACUUUCAGGGUUUGCUGUGUUGGAUAUUCAAUGUAUUGUUUCACUUCUCCAAAAGACUGUUUUAACCUGUUUUCACGUUUCGUCUGCUUGUUUACCUACCCCUCGGCGCUCACGUCUGUGCGCUUCUCUCUCUCUUGUACUCUCUCACCUGAUAG
Pseudovirgaria hyperparasitica is the source of this 2346-nucleotide messenger RNA. RefSeq lists its product as uncharacterized. The record is from RefSeq and is a predicted model, not a curated record. Lineage: Eukaryota; Fungi; Ascomycota; Dothideomycetes; Acrospermales; Acrospermaceae. The coding region runs from base 140 to 2182 and encodes 680 amino acids. The transcript has a single exon.